AUGCAGUCGCUCGGGUCCUGCGGAGGUCCAGCCGUCCACCUGCGCUCGCAACCGUUUCGCCUGCUGCUGCUCUCGCAGAGGGUCGGACAAGGCCGUAGCUGCAGGCCCCGAUGUACCUCCCGUGAAGGUGCGUGCGUCCACUUCACUCAACCACUGCGUCAACCUCGGACACUCAAAAGAGGCGUGCCGCUCAUCCAGGCACAUGCAGCAGGUGAGUACCACCUGCACGAAGUUUGGGUGCGACUCGUCCUCAACGCCGAGGGGGCUCCGCUUGCGCAGCAGAUCCCGCGCCUCUUCGAUAGGCACAUUGAAGUAAUGCACCAUCACCAGGUACGCCUCAUCAUUUCGCAAAUGCAACGGGACGUGACAAAGCACAAACGCCGCGCGUCGGUACUGACGAUAGUUACUCAGCAGCACAGAGAGUCGGUUCACAUCACGACUGUGGACUUCUGCAAACAGUUCACGGUACGGCGACUUGACGAAUGCGGUGUAGGCGUCCACGACGAGGCGGCUGUUCUCCGCACCGCGCUGCACCGCAGUCUCCACGAUGAGGCGCAGCUGCUGCAGCACCGCCCGCUGUUUCUCCUCUGGCGUCAUAUUGAUUGA
This is a messenger RNA of Trypanosoma grayi, 606 nucleotides long. RefSeq lists its product as hypothetical. Lineage: Eukaryota; Euglenozoa; Kinetoplastea; Trypanosomatida; Trypanosomatidae. The record is from RefSeq and is a predicted model, not a curated record. The transcript has a single exon. The coding region runs from base 1 to 606 and encodes 201 amino acids.